Arachis duranensis is the source of this 2556-nucleotide messenger RNA. RefSeq lists its product as uncharacterized. Gene Ontology annotation, molecular function: nucleic acid binding. Lineage: Eukaryota; Viridiplantae; Streptophyta; Magnoliopsida; Fabales; Fabaceae. The record is from RefSeq and is a predicted model, not a curated record.
UUGCUGCAUCUGUCCCGAGACGUAUUCAACCACGUUUACUCCUCCUCUUGCUUUCUUCACCGCCAUUCACAGCCCCUAAACACAAUCCUAACAUUUCGUUUUUCACUUUUUUGCACUCAAAGCAUAGCAAAACAAAUCAAAGCUGAAAGAAGAAGAAGACGAAGAAGAAGGCAUGGGAGGUGGAAGCAGAAAUGGUGGUGGCGGUGGAAGAAGAAGAUCCAACAACAACAAUAGCGGCAGCAACACCAAGCACAAAAGCCAUAAAAGAGGUUCAGCUGUUAAAGCUUCACUCUUUAUCGAAGGGGGUUUCUUGUCCGAUUGGAGUUCCCCACCUUCUUCUGCCCGCAAUUCAGGUAGAAAUGGUGGCUCCAACACCAAAUCUGGGAGCCGAAAUAGAACAGAAGCUUCCUCUGCUUCCAAAACUGGAUAUGCAAACUAUGCGGGAGCUGCUAUUGGCUACAAUUAUCCUUCAUCUGAUGUUCAGGAGGUAUCAUAUGAUGAGAAUGGCACUGAAGAUAGUAAUUUACAUCAGCUGCAAUCAUUUACCUUUGUGGAUGCCAAUCAGAAUCAAGUUAUUGCUCAUCUAGACCAAACACCUCCUUCAAAACCCCAGAAUGUGGAAUAUGCUUAUAGCUAUGGUGCAGAUUUUGUUUUGGGUGACACCUCUCAUAGAGGGUUAGGGUUCCCUGCUCAGAAUUCCAAAACUCCAACUGAUGUUGGCACAUCCUCCAAACAAAUGCCAGCUUCAGUUUUAAAUUCGUCAUCCUUUGGUUCUGACGAUGUUAUUUACCAUGAGCUAAAUACUCAGAUGACAGAAAACUCUCCAUCAAAAGCUUCUGCUGAGAGAAAUUCUGGAUUUCUGUCAAUUGGAGGCCUUAAGUUAUACACUGAGGACAUCUCUGACAAUGGAAGUGAUGAAGAUAAUGAUGAAGAGUUAUCAGACCAGGACAGCUCUGAAUCUUCUGGGAUGGAAGAAUUAGUUGAAUCCUCUGAAAGCAGUGAUUCUGAGGACUCUUCUAAUAAUAAUUCAGACAUUGAUGAAGUGGUUGCAGAAGAUUAUUUGGAAGGAGUUGGCGGCAGCGACAACAUCCUGGAUGCCAAAUGGUUGCUUAAACCUGUUUUGAAUGAAUCUGAGGACGAUAGUUCUUCUAGCAGUUGCUAUGAUGAGGCUUUGCAGAAGAUGGGUGGAAUUGCCCUUCAAGAAGCUUCUAUGGAGUAUGGAAUGCAGGUCAAACCAUGGAAGAAAAGAUCUGCACAUCAUGGGCCUGUAGAUUUGGACAACUUAAUGCUGAUAAAGGAUCCAAGAACAGCUUCUGGUAGAAAGAAACAUGCUUCUCGGCUACCCCACUCUUGGCCUUCACAGGCCCAAAAGAGUAAAGCUUCCAAGAGAAUCCAUGGUGAGAAAAAGAAACUUCGCAAAGAAAGGAUUGCUGCCAAACGUAGGAGCAGAAUGUUGCUCCGUGGGGUUGACCUUGAGAAAAUUAAUUCGAAAUUAGAACAGAUUGUGUUGGAGGAAGUGGAUAUGUUCUCUUUUCAACCUAUGCAUUCUCGGGAUUGUGCACAGGUGCAACGGUUAGCAUCAAUCUAUCAGCUGCGGAGUAGCAGCCAGGGUUCUGGGAAAAAAAGAUUUGUGACGGUGAUGCGAACACAGUCGACAUCCAUGCCAUCUUCAACUGGAAGACAGCGCCUGGAAAAGCUGAUGGGAGUUGAUGACGAAGAUGCCGAUUUUGCUGUCACUGACUAUACAAAUAACAAGUCUGCAAGUGGAGAUAUAAGACUAGGAAAGAAAAAUGCUAAAAGGAAUGAUAUCAGAUCGCAAGGAUUUCAAUCUGCUCAGAACAACUCAUCCAAGUCCUCUGCCAACCGAGUUUGUGUCAAGUGGUGCAAUCCAUUCAGAAGCGAUGCAGGUUACAGCUGUUAGCUCUGAAGAGACUGAUGGUACUUCCAAGAAGGGCGUCAUCACCAGCUCUGUUAACGUAGGUUCUUUCGAGGCUCACACUACCGGUUUUGGUUCCAAAAUGAUGGCGAAAAUGGGAUAUACCGAGGGUGGCGGAUUGGGUAAAAAUGGUCAAGGUAUGGCACAACCCAUAGAGGUUAUCCAAAGGCCUAAAUCACUCGGUUUGGGUGUGGAGUUCUCCAGCAACCCCGCCGAGGUGGCAGCCGCUGCUGAGCCAUCUAGGAGCAAGUCUUCAAGAAUCGGCACCAAGCCAUCAAGGAACAAGUCUUCAAGCAUUGGUGUCUUUGAGAAGCAUACCAAAGGCUUUGGGUCAAAAAUGAUGGCAAAGAUGGGCUUCAUUGAAGGCAUGGGAUUAGGUAGAGAAUCACAAGGUAUUACUGCCCCACUGGGUGCUGUUAGGCUACCAAAGUCCCGAGGGCUAGGUGCCACCAAAACUUAAUUUUUAUUUUUUAUUGUCAUUUGUUUUCUAUGUUCCUAUCUAAAUUGUAUAUUAGCCUUAAACUUAUGAUUUAAAAGCUUUACUAUUUUCUGGACCGGAAUGGAAUAACGAUUAUAAAUUAGAACCUGGUUAUACAUUGAUGGAUUAGUUUCUUCAUUCA